Messenger RNA from Nicotiana attenuata, 1331 nucleotides. RefSeq names its product josephin-like protein. Gene Ontology annotation, molecular function: cysteine-type deubiquitinase activity. The coding region runs from base 493 to 1026 and encodes 177 amino acids. The transcript is spliced from 5 exons. The record is from RefSeq and is a predicted model, not a curated record. Lineage: Eukaryota; Viridiplantae; Streptophyta; Magnoliopsida; Solanales; Solanaceae. Gene Ontology annotation, biological process: protein deubiquitination.
UCUCGAACAUUCUUUCACUAGUUGCAGUUUUAAUUUGAAGUCAAAAUCGCAAAUCCAUUUUCUGCUAAUUGCUUCUCUAUAAUCUCUCAACUUGGGAAAUUAAUCUCUACUUUCGAUCUCUAACUUGUGCAGUAGACGAAUCGCAGCGUCUCAUCUCAUCCCCGUUCUUCUCAGAGGAACUGCUGAACAAGGGAAUGAGCUUAAACUUGCUGAUUAAAAUCAACGUUAUUACAACAAUCAGAUCUUCUGUGUGAGUACUCAUUUGAGUGAUUGAAAGGUUUAAUGACCUGAACUUGUUAGUUGUGACGAGUGGCACAGAUUGUGUGCUGGACUGGUAUACAUUAAUGUCCAAGCGUCUGUUCUUAGGCAGAUUUGAAUCCUCAGUAAAAGCCAAUAGCAGAGGAGCUCUGUAGUUACUGUCGAUUUUAACUUCACGCUAAGCAACCGUUGGUUCGUCCUGUCUUUUAGUGAUCUCUUCCGAGAGAGUAGAAUAUGGAGGGAGGAACAAAGAUAUACCACGAGAGGCAAAGAUUACAGUUCUGCCUCUUACAUUCCCUCAACAAUCUCUUCCAGGGGAAAGAUGCGUUUACAAGAGCUGAUUUGAAUUCCAUUGCUGAGAAACUUGAUAUCGAUGACCCUAACAGGGGAAGCUGGACUCCUGUAUCAGUUGUUUUUAAGCCUCAUCAUAAUGCAAUAACCGGGAACUAUGAUAUAAACAUAUUGAUUGCUGCACUGGAACAGAAAGGCAAAACUGUUGUUUGGCACGAUAAGCGAAAUGGGGCUCCUUCAAUUGUUCUCGAUGAUCGACUGAUGGGAAUUGUUCUUAAUGUUCCUGUUAGAAAGUUUGGUGGCCUUUGGAGAAGCAGACAUUGGGUUACAUUAAGGUGUAUUCAGGGGGUUUGGUAUAAUCUGGACAGUGACUUUGCUUCUCCUUAUGCUUUUAAAGAUACCCAAGAAGUUGGGGAGUUCUUGGAUGGUAUCAUUGCUGCUGGUGCUGAGGUUUUACUGGUAAUGAACGAUAAAUAAUUAGUCGUAAAAUGUUCUGAACUGUGAACUGUAGAUAUACAUGUUGUACUAUCGAGGCUGUACUUCCCAAGUGUGCUAUUAAUGUCUAUGAAGGGGAGUUCUUGGAUGGUAUCAUUGCUGCUGGUGCUGAGGUUUUACUGGUAAUGAACGAUAAAUAAUUAGUCGUAAAAUGUUCUGAACUGUGAACUGUAGAUAUACAUGUUGUACUAUCGAGGCUGUACUUCCCAAGUGUGCUAUUAAUGUCUAUGAAGAUGGACAUGCACUCUCUUCAUUCAAAAUUAUAGUUGAACUUUUCAGUAUAGACA